Molecule: messenger RNA, 4518 nt
Organism: Galeopterus variegatus (Sunda flying lemur)
Lineage: Eukaryota; Metazoa; Chordata; Mammalia; Dermoptera; Cynocephalidae
Gene: FOXJ2
Product: forkhead box J2
Exons: 11
Coding region: 550-2259 (569 amino acids)
Biological process (GO): regulation of transcription by RNA polymerase II
Cellular component (GO): nucleus
Molecular function (GO): RNA polymerase II cis-regulatory region sequence-specific DNA binding; DNA-binding transcription factor activity, RNA polymerase II-specific
Source: RefSeq, a predicted model, not a curated record
GUGGAGUAGGCGCCUCCGUCCCGUCCACGACUCGCAGGGGACAGGAGUGCUUACGUUCGGAAGCAAAGGAAUCUCCAGGCAAAGAGAGGAGUCGGCUUUCAGCCCUUCUGGAGAGGGGAAGACCUGGCCCUGCGACUUCCUUGUACCUAGACGGUGGAACGCAGGAGAGCCCCUCCGCUCAGACCUCCGGCAGACAGAAAGAGCCCGCCACCCGAGAAAGACCCAGUUGGGGGGGGAGGAGACAACUCCUGGUUGGGAGAGGCUCCUCCCCUCCUCCCCACGGUAACAGGCAGGGUGUGGGGCGUGUGCCACCUUCCCGAGGUAGGACCCCCUUCUCCUACCCCCCCUUCUCGUCCCUCGGCUCCUCAUCCUCAGGGGACCCAGUUCCCCUCCCCAGCUUGGGAGGCUCAGCCAAGUACAGGAAGAGCCACUGAUGAUGAGACCUGUCAUCUGCCUCUGAAGAGGGAAAUCCCUCCAACCCCAAACUCCAGUAUCAAGUGGUUCCCUCCUUUUGCCAAGGGAACCUUGGAGACAGAACCCAGAACUACCAUGGCCUCUGACCUAGAGAGCAGCCUCACUUCCAUAGACUGGCUCCCCCAGCUGACCCUCCGAGCUACCAUUGAGAAGCUCGGGAGUGCCUCCCAGGCUGGACCUCCAGGGAGCAGCCGCAAGUGUUCACCAGGCUCACCCACAGAUCCUAAUGCCACCCUGAGCAAAGAUGAGGCAGCAGUCCACCAGGACGGUAAACCACGAUACAGCUAUGCCACACUCAUCACCUACGCCAUCAACUCCUCUCCAGCCAAGAAGAUGACCCUCAGCGAGAUUUACCGCUGGAUCUGCGAUAACUUCCCCUAUUACAAGAAUGCGGGCAUUGGCUGGAAGAAUUCAAUUCGGCACAACCUUUCUCUCAACAAGUGUUUCCGGAAGGUUCCCAGACCUCGGGAUGACCCUGGGAAGGGCUCGUAUUGGACAAUUGACACCUGCCCUGACAUUUCCCGAAAGAGGAGACACCCUCCAGAUGAUGAUCUAUCCCAAGACUCACCAGAACAGGAGGUGAGCAAGAGCCCAAGGGGAGGUGUUCCAGGGAGUGGAGAAGCUUCACUGCCUCCUGAGGGAAGUCCUCAGGUGUCGCUUCAGAGCCCCACAUCUAUUGCCAGCUAUAGCCAGGGCACAGGAUCUGUGGAUGGUGGAGCAGGGGCUCCAGGCCGAGAAAAUGCUGAGGGUCCCCCUCCCCUCUAUAACACCAACCAUGACUUCAAAUUCUCCUACUCAGAGAUCAACUUUCAGGAUCUAAGCUGGUCCUUCCGCAACCUGUACAAAUCCAUGCUGGAGAAGUCCUCUUCCUCCUCUCAACACGGCUUUUCGUCUCUUCUGGGGGACAUGCCACCCUCUAACAACUACUACAUGUACCAGCAGCAGCCGCCGCCGUCUCAACAGCAACAGCAGCAGCAGCCACCGCAGCCACCUCCCCAGCAAUCACAGCCACAGCAGCAGCAGGCACCAGCCCAGGGCCCCUCCACUGUAGGGGGUGCUCCUCCACUGCACACCCCAAGCCCAGAUGGGUGUACUCCACCAGGGGGAAAGCAAGCUGGGGCUGAAGGCUAUGGACCGCCCCCUGUGAUGGCCAUGCAUCCAUCCCCACUGCAGCAUGGAGGCUACCACCCUCAUCAGCACCAUCCCCACUCCCACCCUGCCCAGCAGCCACCACCAGCACAGCAACAGGCACAAGGCCAGGCUCCUAUCAACAGUACUGGCUUUGCCUUUCCUCCUGACUGGUGCUCCAGUAUUGACUCCUUAAAGGAAAGCUUCAAGAUGGUAAAUCGGCUCAAUUGGUCCAGCAUUGAGCAGUCACAGUUCUCAGACUUGAUGGAGAGUCUACGACAGGCAGAGCAGAAGAACUGGACCCUCGAUCAGCAUCACAUUGCCAAUCUGUGUGACUCCCUCAACCACUUCCUUACUCAGACUGGUCAUGCGCCCCCACAAGGGGGCUCCCACCGGCCACCAGCCCCUGCCCGUAUGGGUGACUCCUGUGCCCUCACCACCGGCAAACAGGAGCCAGCCAUGAACCAAGUGAACUCUUACGGGCACCCACAAGCCCCCCACCUCUACCCUGGUCCGUCACCAAUGUACCCAGUCCCUACCCAGGACUCAGCAGGAUACAGUCGCCCAGCACACCAUAUGGUCCCACGGCCACCAGUCCCACCUCCUGGUACCAACGAGGAGAUCCCUGAUGACUUCGACUGGGACUUGAUCACUUAGUGCAUCGUGGAGUGUGGACAUCAGCCCAGGGCUGGGUGGUGAAGUCUGGCAGUGGGGAAAGAGCAACCCCAGCCCGUCCUUCCCCCCUCGCCUGUAUAUAGAUACUGAUCUUCUUUUUGUUCUUUCUCUGUCAGAGAAGCCACCGCAAGAUGCUGCCGAAGAUAAUCCCCUCUUUCCUGCCUCAUAUCUCUUCCUUCCUGUUUUUUCCUAAUUCUUGUAUUAUUAUUCUUAUGUUAUUAUUAUUAUUAUUAUUAUUUUAUUAUUAUUAUUGGUUAUAUACUGUCCCCAGUCUCUUGUCCCUACACCAUGGACCAUGUCCACCCCUUGCUAAUUUAAAAUCAUCAGGCUGGAAGAUGAGGCCGUGAUAACUGCAGAGAAAGGAUUCAAAAUCUGAUUUACCCUUUCUCUUUGAGAAACUCAAUGCUAAUCCCACCCUUUUGGUCCUAAAUCGUUUUCUGUUCCUGUCAGUUUCAGACGGGGACUGGAGAGACCACAUCAUCAAGUAGAAGGAGUCUAAGACACUGCUUGGUAGCCAUGAAUUUGCAGGUUUUACUCUGUGGUGCUAAUUCUGUCCCCUGAGCUCCUCCUUGUCCCUUUAUACUUCCAGUCCUUCUGUCCAUCCUCAUUCCCCAUCAAGGGUAAGAGUGAACAUGGUGGUACCUGAGGGCAACAAAAUCCUAGUGGAAUUAGAGACCUGGAAGGAGUCCAGUGGAAUGCUGCAGGGAAGUGAUGGAAUAUAAAUCAGUGUGAAAUUGGGUCUAUGCUGCCAUGUGACAUAAGCAUCCAUUGGCUUAUUCCUAGCCCAUUCUCCAAGGACAUAGGAUUGGUUUUAGCCAGAACUCUGCUUCUGUCAUGGGCAUGAGGACGGCUAUUCAGCAUAUGUUCAUCUUCUUGGAGAUGAUUUCAACUUAUCCAUUUUAGCUUUUUAAAAAAUAGUUUUCUCUGAAAGUUAACUGUGGCUCUUAUUUGCAUUUUCAAAUUAUCCUUCUAUUCCCUUCGUCCAUUUAGCAAAUAUUAUUUUGUCCUCCUUUAGUUGUUUGCCCAAAUCUUCCAUCCAUCUUAUUUUCUUGGAUUCUCAAGAAAGAAAAAGUAAGUCAUUAUCACUCUGAGUUUCUCAUGUCCUAAGGCUUGAUAGGAAUCUUUUUUCCACCUGUCAUAGCAGACUCUGAUCUGUAGAAUUGGUGAUAGGAGGGAGAGAAGAGGAAAAGGGAGCUGGCAUAGAAAUGGGUAGGGAAUAUUUCAAUUAUUUAGCUAUAUAGGCGGUUGCUUCUCUUAGAAUCCAAGUCAUUGCGGCUGAAGCUUUUGCAAUUAGGCUUUUAAGGGGUGAAGGAAAUUGGUAGGAGGGAGUAAAUAAUCUAGAGGCAAGAGUUCAGUUAGGGCCAGGGGGACUUGGAGAAAAACGUAUACGGAUAACUCAUCUCCUUCAACAAGGGGUGGCCAUGACUUAUUGCUACAAUGUACUUAGUGUAUAUUUAAUGUUAAUUAUUGAAUUUGAGCUAUGAAAGAGAGGAACAAUUUUACUUCCGUUUUUAUUUCACUAAAUUUUCACUUUCUGAAAGCUGUGGGACAAAAUAUGUAGAGUGGACAAGGCCACUCUCCCUGUGAUUUCUGCUUUUUGUUUAUAUUCUUUUAUUUACACGUGAUUUCCAAGGGAUUUGGCUUUCCGUUCUCCCACGUUUCCCCCUCAUCCACUCCUUUCUUUCUUUGGAAGGGGGUUAUAUAUGAGAGUUGGUUGAAGAAGUCCAGUGAAGCUGAAGUAAAGGAGCAAGAUAGGGCACUUAACUAAAGAGCACUUUAUUUCUUUGAAGCCUUUGUAAGAAAGAAAUGGGGGUGUGAGGGCUUGAAUCUCCCAUUAUGUUGGAAGGCACUUAGUGGGGUUGGAGUAUGACAUAAUAUUUCCCAUUGGAGAAAGGAGCAUUUCUCUCAAAGGGUGGCAAAAUGCCUUCGCCCAGUGUCCCAGUUUUAGGCAUCUCUUCCUAUAUUCCUUCCAUUCAGGGUUCAUCCUACACACAACUUCCCAUCAGUUUCCCAAGACUUUCUCCUUACAAAUUUUCACUUCUCUUUCCUAAACACCUUUUCUAUUCAGAUCCAUACAGGAUUUGCACGGGUAGAUUAAAUUACACAUGCAAAUGCCCCUUGUUCAUCUGUGUCUUCUGAAAACUAGUCUCAUUAAGAACCUUGGUGGGCAUGGGGGCCGGCCCGUGGCUCACUUGGGAGAGUGCGGUGCUGAUAACUCCAAGGCCACGUGUUUGGAUCCCU